Messenger RNA from Perca flavescens (yellow perch), 1717 nucleotides. RefSeq names its product adenylate kinase 3 (gene ak3). The coding region runs from base 405 to 1076 and encodes 223 amino acids. Gene Ontology annotation, molecular function: AMP kinase activity; ATP binding. The record is from RefSeq and is a predicted model, not a curated record. Gene Ontology annotation, cellular component: mitochondrion. NCBI's taxonomy places the organism in Eukaryota, Metazoa, Chordata, Actinopteri, Perciformes, Percidae. The transcript has 5 exons. Gene Ontology annotation, biological process: nucleobase-containing compound metabolic process.
GUAGAUCAAUUACAUAACCGUGUUAUACAAUAUGUACAUCUCCAGUAAACCGUAAACGGUGAUAUGGACGAGGAAUUUCGUCAAAACGCCAGAGAAAGAAGCUCAUUUCGUUAUCAGGGAGGUGUAGCCUAGGCUAUCCUCCUUUUGGCCCCGAUGCCACUGUGCUGGCUGCUCAUCUUCUUCCUCCUCCUCCUCCUCCUCCUCAUACUCCUCCUUCUCCUCAUUGUGUUUCUGCAGGGAAAUACAAGUCAAGGUCCAGUGAGAGUCUCGACUGGCUGCAUAAAGACGCGCCUACUCCCGGUUGCGCACUUCUUAGCCUACGUGUCCGAGUCUCGUCUGAGCAUCCAGAGAGCGGUUUCAUGGGAAGGAUUAAAAACUCAGUUUGAACAAAUAAUCGUCCGGAGAUGGUUCUUCAAAGGAUUUUUCGUGCUGUCAUUAUGGGACCUCCGGGGUCGGGGAAAGGAACAGUGUCUGCGCGCAUAACUAAAACUUUUGGACUGAAACACAUUUCUAGUGGGGACAUUUUGAGAACCAACAUCAACGCUAAAACCGAGCUCGGUCUGUUGAUGAAGUCCUGUAUUGAUCAGGGUCAGCUGGUACCUGAUGACGUCAUGUGUCGUCUUAUCCUGAGUGACCUGAGAGCAAUGGGCCAGAGCAGCUGGCUGCUUGAUGGUUUCCCUCGUACAGUAUUCCAGGCCGAGGCUCUGGAUGAUGCCUACAGCAUGGAUACAGUCAUCAACCUCAAUGUACCUUUCCACACAAUCAAACAGAGGCUCACCUCACGCUGGACUCACCUUCCCAGCGGCAGAGUCUACAACGUAGAUUUCAACCCGCCUAAAGUUCUCGGUUUGGAUGAUGUGACAGGGGAGCCUCUUGUCCAGAGGGACGAUGACACACCUGACACAGUCACACGGAGACUGAAGGCCUAUGAAACCCAGACAGAGCCUGUCUUAGAGUAUUACAGGAGUAAAGGUGUACUACAGAUCUUCUCUGGGACUGAAACCAACAAGAUUUGGCCGCACGUCGAGGCUUUCCUUCACAGAAAACUCUCCUCCGUUAAACAGAAAGUUGCAUAGAAAGCCUGAACAGACUUUAAGGGUUAAAGUUUACUGGCAUAAACCACUCCGUAAGCACCGUCCAAUCAUAUGCCACUUUCUGUGAACCAAGAGGAGAGCCAUCUGUGCAAUAAUAUGUUACGAAUGUUAAAAAUCAGGAGCAAGCUCAUACAGUUUAUGUCAGGAGCGAUAGUAAGACUGCAGAUGUUGAAAAAACUCCACAAUGUCUCUCAAGUUAGGUUGGGAAACUCUCAGGAUGUGUGCAUAAAAUCCUUAACAUUAAUCCUUAGAAUUUCCACAGAUUGUCUCUUUAUUUAAUAAUAUGCCUUUAUGAAGCCACGAGACUUUACUGAAUCUAAUCUAAUCAAUGGGCAAACACAACUAAACACUAACUGAGCUAAAUGAGAGAUUAUUCUGUUUUCUCCGUUAGAAAUCCUUUAUAAAAAUGACUAAAGGGAAUUGUGCCACGUUCUACAAAUGACUGUAUAUUAACUUUUGCACUGAAGUGCCUUUUGCUGCUUUUGGAAUGUAACAGGUAGCUCAGUGAAUGUAGUUUGUAAAUAUGUUUUAUGAAUAUGGACCACAGAUUUAAUGAUGUAUGAACCACACUUGUUAUAUUGAAUAUUUUUAAUUAAACAUUGUGUAACAGCUUCUUUUAACUA